CAUGCAUAUACUGUAUAUUGUAUUAUGUACAAAAGUUACGCCUGGAGGUACUUUGAUUACACAAACUACCACCACUACCGAAAGGCCCAGAACUGGACGGAAUACACAUGCACCAAUGGGUUUUCAUGAAUCCCCUAAGAUGAUUCAGAAGACUGAAAAUUAUUAUUCAGCAGAAUCACCUAAUAGAACCAGUGCUCUAUUAGAAGCUCAUGAUGCUGCUCUAACAGUUAACCUAGCUGGGGGUCAACAGCUACUGCCAGCCGAUUCAACAAUGAGGAACACAAUGACGAUGAUGCCCGGUCGCGUCGCGCAACGUAGUAACACCGCACCAUUGAGCCCAAACGACGCAAUGCUUAAUGUGCACGAUAGUCGCGACAUUGAGAGUCUUUCGGCUUAUAGCUUUGACCAACACUCGGAUAGAGGACAUAAAAAGAAAAGAUCACUAGGUAGUGCACUGAGAAGGAGGUUUAAUAAGAAAGGUAAGCGUUCUCAGAGUGCUGAUAGGACUAGAGAGGACCAUUUACUUCGACCUUCGGACAGUCAGAGUGCAUAUGAUGCACCAGGAGCUUAUCAAAUGGAUGAUGAUAAGAGAUUACGCAAAUCGCGUAGUUCUUCUUUUAGUUUAAAUUUGAAGAAAUUUUUUUCGCGUAAGCCCAAGUAUAGCCCAAGGCCUAGUCCUCAGCCAUCGCCCUUACCAGUUCAAAACAUCAGUCAUCAAAAUAUGAAUCAACCAUCUCCCAAUUACGUGCAGCAGUCGAAUGCCAUUCAGUAUCAAACUAUGCCUCAACAACGUCAACAAUUUUCUUAG
Molecule: messenger RNA, 808 nt
Organism: Dimorphilus gyrociliatus
Lineage: Eukaryota; Metazoa; Annelida; Polychaeta; Dinophilidae
Source: the annotation of a GenBank genome assembly